Molecule: messenger RNA, 980 nt
Organism: Physeter macrocephalus (sperm whale)
Lineage: Eukaryota; Metazoa; Chordata; Mammalia; Artiodactyla; Physeteridae
Product: ras-related C3 botulinum toxin substrate 1-like
Exons: 1
Coding region: 16-849 (277 amino acids)
Biological process (GO): small GTPase-mediated signal transduction; establishment or maintenance of cell polarity; regulation of actin cytoskeleton organization
Cellular component (GO): cytoskeleton; cytoplasmic vesicle; dendritic spine
Molecular function (GO): protein kinase binding; GTPase activity; GTP binding
Source: RefSeq, a predicted model, not a curated record
UCUUUAUUCAGAAGAAUGUACUUGAUAAUUUUCUAUAGAAAAAAAGCGAGGCCAUUUCCUGUUUCUCUGCAGUUUUCCCCAGCUUUGGGUGGUGGCUGCUGCUGGGCUCCGGCUUCCCAUCGGCGGAGGGCAAGGCGGCGUGGACAGCGGCCCCGGCACUCCGCGCCCCGCCGCCCGCAGCCGCGCGCCCGCCCGCCCGCCGCACCCCGAGCUCUCCGCUCCUCGCCUCAGCGCCCGGCCGCCGCGGCCGCGGCCCAGAGAGCGGCCCAGAUGCAGGCCAUCAAGUGUGUGGUGGUGGGAGACGGAGCUGUAGGUAAAACUUGCCUCCUGAUCAGUUAUACGACCAAUGCCUUUCCUGGAGAGUAUAUCCCUACUGUCUUUGACAACUAUUCUGCCAAUGUCAUGGUGGAUGGAAAACCGGUGAAUCUGGGCUUGUGGGAUACAGCUGGACAAGAAGAUUAUGACCGAUUACGUCCCCUAUCCUAUCCGCAAACGGAUGUAUUCUUGAUUUGCUUUUCUCUUGUGAGUCCUGCAUCAUUUGAAAAUGUUCGUGCAAAGUGGUACCCUGAAGUGCGACACCACUGUCCCAACACUCCUAUCAUCCUGGUGGGGAUGAAACUUGAUCUGAGGGAUGAUAAAGACACAAUUGAGAAACUGAAGGAGAAGAAGCUGACACCCAUCACCUACCCACAGGGCUUGGCCAUGGCCAAGGAGAUCGGUGCCGUCAAAUACCUGGAAUGCUCGGCGCUCACGCAGCGAGGUCUCAAGACGGUGUUUGAUGAAGCUAUCCGGGCGGUUCUCUGCCCACCCCCCGUCAAGAAGAGGAAGAGAAAAUGCCUGCUGUUGUGAAUGUCCGGGCCCCUCCCGCCUGUCCCGUCCCCCAGGACCCUUUGUACGCUUUGCUCAAACGGUGGAACCUUCGCACUCAAUGCCAAGUUUUUGUUACAGAUUAGUUUUUCCAUAAAACCGCUUUGAACCAA